Messenger RNA from Stylophora pistillata, 1960 nucleotides. RefSeq names its product ubiquitin carboxyl-terminal hydrolase 30. Gene Ontology annotation, cellular component: cytosol; nucleus. Gene Ontology annotation, molecular function: cysteine-type deubiquitinase activity. NCBI's taxonomy places the organism in Eukaryota, Metazoa, Cnidaria, Anthozoa, Scleractinia, Pocilloporidae. Gene Ontology annotation, biological process: protein deubiquitination. The record is from RefSeq and is a predicted model, not a curated record.
GGAGAAAAAGCAUGGACGGGCGGUGUGCGACGGUGUUUGCAGCCGCUGCGGCGAUUGGUGCAAGUUUUUACGUAUUUUUGGCACCUGAUGGAAAGGAAAAGAAAAAAUCCAGGCGGGAUCGCCCUCCCGGUCUUGUGAAUCUUGGCAAUACUUGUUUUAUGAACUCUAUAUUACAGGGAAUUGCAUUCUUGCCAUCAUUUGUGGCAUGGUUAAAAGAUUUUUCUGUCGAUGAUGAUGGCAAAGCUUUCUCCAGUUUAGGAAAAGAGUUGAAAACACUAGUUACUGCUCUCAAUGCUGGCUGUUUGGAUGGGGAUGAUGUCAUUAAUCCUGAUUUCCUGUUAAAUACCCUUGUGUCACAUGGCUGGGUCAUACCUGCUGACCAGCAGGAUGCCCAUGAGUUCUUUCAUAUACUUUCUUCAACUCUUAAUGAUGAAAUGGGUGAUCUUCCCAGCAUGAUGGAUCUCAGUGAUAUCGCAAUUGUAGAGAAAACUGAUGAUUCAAUAAAUGACGGCAAAUCCAUGGUACACAGAAACAAAGUCCCUCUCCCUAAAGAAUGUAAAAAACUUCAUUUGCCAUUUCAUGGCUUGUUAGCAAGUCAGUUGGUUUGUAAGCAGUGUGGAACCAAGUGUCCCGUCAAGUUUGACAGUUAUGACAGCCUAUCGCUCAGUCUACCAACAACUUUCCAGAAGGGCUUGAGGUUAGAGGAUCUUUUGGGCAGAUUUGUGUGUUCAGAGACCGUGGAUGCUGUGGAAUGUCAUGGAUGUCGACAAAGGCAAAACACAGAUGACUUAACCAGCUCUAUUCGGACAACUUUUAUUAAGCGGCUUACUCUUGGAAAAUUGCCGCAAUGUCUUUGCAUCCACAUACAAAGGACGUAUUGGCAUUCUAAUGGGAUUCCAUUAAAAAAUAACUCAUUCAUUAAGUUUCCAGAGUUCCUUGACAUGAAGCCCUUUUUAUAUGAGCCCUUGGACUCAAACCAUUUCCCAAAAAAUGACCAAGGGAAGGAACAUCCCAGGAAGAAGUUGAGUUCACUGACAAAUGAAGGCCUUCAACUGUUGACAGCUGAUGGAGGAGAUUUUAACGAUUAUUUGGAUGAACUGGUCACAUCCUUUGCAAAAUCAGGCAAAAAGAGUACAGGCCAGGCAAUUUUCAAGCUGAUGGCAGUCAUUGUUCAUGUGGGAACUGUUGAUGAUGGUCAUUACGUUACUUAUCGCAGAUUUGAAAUGCCACAGCAGGGCAAUGAGCAGGGCUCAAAAUGGCUCUACACAUCUGAUGAACUAGUUGAGGUGACAUCACGAGAUCAAGCUUUAUCAAGUUGUGCUUACAUGCUUUUCUACGAGCGGACUACUAGAUAGCAUGAUAUUUGUCAUCUCGAUCAAAAGGUGAAAUGCUUGGUCAGCUAGAUGUUGUGCUUCAGAGGAAAUGACCUGAAUGCCACCAAGGAUAGUUUAAAAACUUUAAUGGGUACACAAGACAAUCUGUUAAAUUAUCUAAUUACUAUUGACAGGUAUUUUUAAAGUUUCCCAUAACAAACUGUAUCCAAUAUGUUUUAAACUACAAACAGUGUAUCAUACAGGUCUAAUUCUUUAAAAGGUUUGCGGCUAACGAUGAAAAAUUUCCCCAUUGCACACAAUGGGAUUUCAAAGAAUGACACUGAUAUUUGGCACUCUGUCUUGUUUCUACAAAGGUAAAUCACACAGUCUAUAUGUAAUUAACUUGUGAUAUGUUUCCAAACAAAAGGAAAAAAAGGUAGAAUAAUAACAUAGCCCGAUUGUCAUUUGAGAAGCUCUAGAGCAAACAUGGACUAAAGAAGCUUUUUGUUAUUUCCACAAUGAAGCCAUAAACAUAGUUGAUUUCCUCUUUAAUUCAGUAAAAGUAAACAGAUAUUUUAGGAAAUUUUUAUCUAAAACAGGUAGCAAAUGGAUGAAUUAAUGCAAAUGAAAUUGGCAUGAUCUCCAAA